Diutina rugosa is the source of this 486-nucleotide messenger RNA. It is a transcript of the gene RPL21A, whose product is annotated as 60S ribosomal protein eL21. Gene Ontology annotation, cellular component: cytosolic large ribosomal subunit; ribosome. NCBI's taxonomy places the organism in Eukaryota, Fungi, Ascomycota, Pichiomycetes, Serinales, Debaryomycetaceae. The record is from RefSeq and is a predicted model, not a curated record. Gene Ontology annotation, molecular function: structural constituent of ribosome. The transcript has a single exon. Gene Ontology annotation, biological process: translation. The coding region runs from base 1 to 486 and encodes 161 amino acids.
AUGGGGAAGUCGUUUGGUCUUAGAUCUCGUACGAGAUACAUGUUCUCCAAGGGGUUCAAGCAAGCCGGUGGUACCCCCCACCUUUCGACCUACCUCACCACCUACAAGGUCGGUGACAUUGUCGACAUCAAGGCCAACGCCGCCAUCCACGGUGGUAUGCCCUUCAAGUUCUACCACGGUAAGACCGGUGUUGUCUACAACGUGACCAAGACCUCGGUUGGUGUCAUCUGCCACAAGAUUGUCGGUAACAGAUACAUCGAAAAGAGACUCAACAUCAGAGUGGAACACGUCAAGCACUCGAAGUGCAGACAAGAAUUCUUGGACAGAGUCAAGUCCAACCAAGCUAAGAAGGCUGCCGCCAAGGCCAACGGUGAAACCGUCCAACUCAAGAGACAACCCGCCAAGCCCAGAGGCGCUUACGUUGUUGCCGCCAGCAAGAACGCCCCUCAAACCUUGGCUCCCGUUGCCUACGAAACCUUCAUCUAA